AUGAGUCGGGUGCUGAUGACUCUGAACAAGAAGUUAGGAGGAGCCGAAAGAGGAAGUCCAAGAGACGGCCAAGCAGGCGAAGCAAGAGCAACAGGGGUAGCAGUAAGAGAAAAAGUAGUAGUAGUAGAAGGAAGGAAGCUGAAACGCUCAUCCUCUUCGCUGUCAAAGCGCAUCAAGAGCAAGAGCGAUUUGAAUGAGAGUUCCGAUGGUGAAGUAGAUGCAAAAAGUAAGGAGAAUGAUGAUGAGAUGAUUGAGUUGCAGAAGAAAACUGCUAUGGAUAAUGAACCGGUGGUUGGGCCAGUGCCAUUGCCGAGGGCUGAAGGACAUAUUAGCUAUGGUGGGGCACUUAGGCCUGGUGAAGGUGAUGCCAUUGCUCAGUAUGUUCAACAAGGGAAGCGUAUUCCACAUAGAGGUGAAGUGGGUCUUUCAGCGGAUGAGAUUUUGAAGUUUGAGAGUCUUGGGUAUGUAAUGAGUGGUAGUAGGCAUCAGAGGAUGAAUGCCAUUCGUAUCAGAAAGGAAAACCAGGCUUAUAGUGCCGAGGACAAGCGAGCUUUGGCAAUGUUCAACUAUGAGGAGAAAGGAAAGCGUGAGCAGGAGAUGGUUGAUUUGCAGCGUUUGGUGCAACGCCACAUAGGGAAUGAUGCUGGCCCUUCUCAUGAUCCGUUCGGUGGGGGGGAGUGUUGA
Ilex paraguariensis (yerba mate) is the source of this 684-nucleotide messenger RNA. The record is from the annotation of a GenBank genome assembly. NCBI's taxonomy places the organism in Eukaryota, Viridiplantae, Streptophyta, Magnoliopsida, Aquifoliales, Aquifoliaceae.